Molecule: messenger RNA, 1436 nt
Organism: Thunnus maccoyii (southern bluefin tuna)
Lineage: Eukaryota; Metazoa; Chordata; Actinopteri; Scombriformes; Scombridae
Exons: 8
Coding region: 1-936 (311 amino acids)
Biological process (GO): protein N-linked glycosylation
Molecular function (GO): alpha-1,6-mannosylglycoprotein 6-beta-N-acetylglucosaminyltransferase activity
Source: RefSeq, a predicted model, not a curated record
AUGGUAGAGAGAGGGGGUCGUCUAGGGGAGCUGGUCCAGUGGACUGACCUCAGUGCGUAUCUGACCAUCCUGGGCAACAACCUGACUCUCAGCACCUCGCAGCACCACCUCCACAGGUCCACAAGGCUGUGGACAGCUACCGUGAAAACAAGGAGCCCAACCACCAAGGGGGAGGCUGAACACCCCUUGACCCUGACAGAAUUGAAGUCACUGAGAGGCUGCUUCCAUUGGUGGCUGCAGGGGCAGAAUGUUGAAAAGGGCGAAAUUGAGAAGAGGAAGAAGAGCGUGGGGAGAUAUCUAACGGAAAAAAUACAGGACAUUGUUAAGAAAGAUAAAAGAAAACAUUCUGAAGCUGUUAAGUGUUGGACUGGUGAUGGGGCUGACAUAAAGCAACAAUCAUGUGACUCUGAUGAGUUGUGUGCAACAGUUGCCUAUCAAGGAAGUCUGCUUGGGACUUUCACUCAGGACACCACCAGGUUGUGUUUGCCAUCCUUCUUCAUCAGUGAAGGAAAGCACACAUAUUCAUUCAAUGUUGGUUUUGCAAGUAUGGCUGCAUCCGUUCAUGUGUGCAAUACAGAUCGUUGCAACAGUCAAGCCAUUCCUUACCCUGAUCUGAAGAAAAACAACCUGCAGUGUUUCACCUGUUAUUAUCCAUCUUCUGCUGUGUGUGACAUGACAGUUCAGUGUGUGGGAAUGGAGGACCGCUGUAUUAGUGGGACUGUGGACGAUGACGAGGAUGGAAUAUUUCCUACCUUUGGAUGUGUCUCUGCAAACUUCUGUGAAGUUGUUUCUGUCAUGAAGCUCAUGCCUGAUCCACCUUUUAAAUUCCUCAGUGAAGCAAAAUGUUGUGGAAGCAGUUUCUGUAACUCAGCCUGGUCUGUCAAACUGAAUGUGAUCCCUUUGCUGUUGGGACUCAUUACUCUUAUUGUCUGUUAGAACAAAGAGAAACUAACAAUAGCAAAAGUACAUGUGUAGUGUGUGUGAAUAAGCCAACUACGUCUUAUCUUCUUACUCAUUUACACAGUGAGAUGUCUUCAACUAUGUAAAUAAUUAUUUUAACCAUAACUGCAGCAUCCCAGUAAAAAAAAGUUAGCUAAUGAUAAUCCUGCCUGGUUUGUGGACAGUAACAAAUACGUCUAUUUACAAAAUGAUAACUUCUUUACUAGAGUUAUUUGAAGUAACUCAAAACAGUGGUGUUGUUACUUUAUAUGUAGUAGAUAAUUAUUUAGAAGUAAAAGUACCCAUCAAAAUAUGUGCUUACAGUGCAGAUGAAGAAAGUAUCUAAUUAGUGAAGACUACUUGAGUAGUGAGUAACUUGAUGAAAACUCCUAAUUCAUGAGUAUAUUGGUUCAGUUCUUGGUCCAUUUCUGUUCUCUGCUGCAUCAUUUCUUGCUUUGAUAUCAUUUAUCAGUGUUAUGCUAACGAGACAGCUGCAU